Messenger RNA from Fusarium tjaetaba, 1194 nucleotides. RefSeq lists its product as uncharacterized. The record is from RefSeq and is a predicted model, not a curated record. Gene Ontology annotation, molecular function: GTP binding. The transcript has 2 exons. NCBI's taxonomy places the organism in Eukaryota, Fungi, Ascomycota, Sordariomycetes, Hypocreales, Nectriaceae. The coding region runs from base 1 to 1194 and encodes 397 amino acids.
AUGGGCGACGUAUUCGGAGGCUUUAGGCCGAAGCCUAGCGACAUUUUGAUAGCCAUCAUGGGAAUGACCGGGUCUGGAAAAAGCACAUUUAUCGCGCUGUGCACUGGACAAGAUGUUCCCGUCGGCCAUGAUUUGCAAGCUUGUACACAACACGUCACUGCAUACCAAUGCAAAUGGUCAGAUACCUCUGAUAUAUAUCUUCUGGAUACUCCGGGGUUUGAUGACACGAAUCGAUCAGACACCGAAGUUCUCAAAGAGAUAGCCUUAAGUCUUGCCAAGACAUAUGAAGACAAUGCCAAACUGAGCGGGAUCCUAUACCUUCAUAGGAUCACAGAUCGUCGCAUAGGCGGAUCUGCUCAGAAGAAUCUCAUGAUGUUUCGGAAGCUCUGUGGCAAGGACAGUCUCAAGAACGUUAUUCUCGUAACUACUAUGUGGGAAGGCGAGGAUGCAGCAACAGGGGAAAAACGAGAGCAAGAGCUGGUCGCCACGGAUGGUUUCUGGGGAGCCCUGGUCGAAGAAGGCGCUCAAGUCAGUCGUCAUAAUAACACCCGCUCAUCCGCCAUGUCCCUACUCAAAACUGUUGCCAAAAACAAUCGAGUUACCAUUUCCAUUCAAAAGGAGAUGGUCAGUGAGCAUAAAGAUCUCAAUGAGACUCAGGCGGGCAUUGGCCUCAACUCGAACAUCCUUCUAGCUGAGCAGAGGGUCAUGAAGGAGAUGUCAGAAGCACUCGAAAUGGAGAGGCAAGCCAGGAGGGACCAGGACGAAAAGUCGGCCGAAGAACAACGCCAAUAUCGCGAGACAAUGCAAAAGAAGUUUGAUCAUCUUAAUCAAGAACGAGAGAACCUCAAGGUAAGCCUUGAAGAAAUGAAGGAACAGAGACGUCGCUUUAAAGUCUUGGAGGGCAAGUAUAAGGAAAGUAAAGAGCGAAUGCGCCAACAAGAUAAGAAGAUCGAGAGUCUGGAAGAGCAACGCAAGCUCCGAGAGCAUGAGAUGCUCCAACGAACCGAAGAGGCCACCAAGGAACUAGCGAGCCUCCGCCUCCAGCUUAGUGUAAGAGGCAAUACUCCAACAGGAAUCUCAAGUGUGAAACCUCGAAGUUCAGGGUCUCGUUAUGUAAAGGGCGACGAGGACGUUACGUUGUUCCUAUCAGGAAGGGACUUCUUCUUUGGAGGUAAAGGGGAAAGCUUCAAGUAA